Molecule: messenger RNA, 486 nt
Organism: Meloidogyne enterolobii
Lineage: Eukaryota; Metazoa; Nematoda; Chromadorea; Rhabditida; Meloidogynidae
Source: the annotation of a GenBank genome assembly
UUGCGGAUGUUAAUACAUUUAAUACAAAAGCUUAACCGUUCCCUUACACAUCCUUACAAAAUUUCCACAUUUUAUUAUCUAACUUUUUCCCAAUUUUUUCAGUUCCUUCGCAAAAUAAUUCGUGUUCUCUUCUUUCAACUUAAAGAACAAAAAUUCAAUUCUCAAGCAAUCCAAAAUUAUCUCACUUUCUUUUCACAAACUUUAAUUUCUGAAAAAUCCAAAAUUUUUGAAUCCUUAAAAUAUCAUUGUGUUUCUGUUUGGUUAGAUGAAUUAGACAAUGCUUUUGGUGAAGGUUUGGAUAGUCUGGAGUUUAUUAAACCUUUUACUCUGCUAAUGAAGGAGAACAUUUCGUACGGUUUUUUAAUUAAUUUUAACGAGGGUUGGGAUCAACUGUCUGUCCCUGACCUGAGUUUCGAUGCCUCUUCUAUCAUAUAGGGGGAUUAAUCUAGCAGCAUUUAAAACCCUUAGGCAGGGGUUAAACCGAAG